This is a messenger RNA of Penicilliopsis zonata CBS 506.65, 1638 nucleotides long. RefSeq lists its product as hypothetical. The transcript is spliced from 2 exons. The coding region runs from base 183 to 1538 and encodes 451 amino acids. The record is from RefSeq and is a predicted model, not a curated record. NCBI's taxonomy places the organism in Eukaryota, Fungi, Ascomycota, Eurotiomycetes, Eurotiales, Aspergillaceae.
GACGGCCUUGUUGGCUUCUGACUUGCAAAGGCCUCUUCCAUCCGACCACUCUUCUGUAUUUUGUGCCUUUCCUGUUCCCACCCCCCAAAAGAGUCCUUGCUGGAUUCGAACUUGGCCCGUCUUUGAUUUGACGACCUACCUAGAACUCGUGAUCUUCGACGUUCUUGUUCUGCAGAUUGACAAUGGCCCAGGAAGGUUCAGAUCAUGUCUCUGCACAUAUAGCCUCGUCCCUAGAAAAUAUUGAGGGCCUUCGACAAGAGGCCAAUCUAUUCCCUGUCGACUUUGCAAGUCAUUAUGGACAGCCAGCAGCUCAGCAAGCCCAUCCGAAUAACAGGGGAAGUUCUCUAGACGGUCAACGUCCGCCUCCGCUAGUUUCGAAGGUUUUGUUUGAUAUGCCCAUGGAAAAGAUCUGUGACACCUCGGGGGCUCCAGUGAAUCCCCAUAAUACGCCCGCGUCUCUGAACGGUGGAACAGACUCGGAUUUGUCUUGUUCAUAUCGUAAUGAAUUUCUCAGACAUGGCCGGAUUUUUUCGGAAACACAGUCGAACGGCUUGCCUUACUGUCUUUCGAUCAACAACAUAACGGAAGGGACCGAUAUAAAAAUCAUUACUGAGGAAGACAUGCUACGUUGGAAAUUGACUGGCGAGACAUCCUAUACGAAUGUUAAGUCUGCCUUUGAACCCCCUAGUCGCACGCAGUCUGAAAAUGGCGUGGACCAGGCUACGACUGACGAGGCGGUACCUGCGUUUGACCCCGUUGAAUCGAGCUUAGCUGGGAUUUCCAGGUGCUACUCGAAGAAACAACUCUCUAUAGAGUCACAAUCGCUUUGUUCCCGAAAAGAAGAGCACAGAAAACAAUUCGGAGGAUUGGGGCCGGCCUGUCCGCGGCGUAUUCAGCGGUCGCCACGUCGAAGCCCUAAAAGAACCUAUCAAAUACCUUUGAAAAAGGCAAGAAACUCUCUUUCGAUCUCUCUGCCUCGUCUUAAGAUUCCUCCCUUUGAAAACCAUCCGGCACAGGCAUUUGUACAUUCAAAUGAUGGCCACGAUGAUGAGUUUGACCCUCGUAUACCAGGAACAAUGUAUACGCAAAGCAGAUUGGAAGAUGUGAUUUCUCGGCGAAAUCUUCUCGGAUGGAAAAACCUGGCUAAGUUUGUUCUGGUUGAUUUUUCGAUCAAAAAGCUGCAGAGUCCACGGCGUACCUCACUGGAAGAAAUAUCCUAUCUGUUCCAUGUACAACUCGACUGGUCAACCACUACAAUCCAAUCGUCAAGGACAAAACAACAUGACGAUAUCUUCAAAUCCCACCCCGAAACAACACCUAGCAAGGUUGCUGAUCUGCUGCGAAUCCAAUUCGUAAUGCCGAUCUUGUUCAUCCAUAUGGUCUUCGUUAGUAUUGCUGUUUUGCAAUACAUAGCCUCCUUCAAGCCUAUUUCCGAGGGAAUUAUCCUUCUGAAGGCUAUUCCAUUGUUCACCACGGCCUCGACAGUCUGGCUACUGAAUCAACUUCAUGUCGAAGCUAAAACCCAGAAGGACUUCUAGGAGCUCCCAGUAUGAGUGGUGAUCUCCUAUAAACUAACGCCGUUCCAAUGACUUCGCUCGGAUUGAUGUUAUGAUCCCGCCCGUUGAAUUUUCGCAGUAC